AUGGGAAAAGAAGUCCAGCUGAAGCCCAAGGUGAACGUCUCUUCCUACAUCCACUUUUUGUUGAAUUACAGAAACAAAUUCAAGGAACAGCAGCCAAAUACCUACCUUGGUUUUAAAGAGUUCUCUAAAAAGUGUUCAGAAAAAUGGAGAUCCAUCUCAAAGCAUGAAAAGGCCAAAUAUGAAGCCCUGGCCAAGCUCGACAAAGCCCGCUAUCAGGAAGAAAUGUUGCACUUCGUUGGCAAGAAGAAAAAACGUAGAAAACGGGACCCCCUGGCCCCCAGAAGGCCUCCAUCAUCCUUCCUGCUCUUCUGCCAAGAUCACUAUUCCCAGCUGAUGAAGGAGAACCCCACCUGGUCAGUGGUGCAGGUAGCAAAGGCCAGUGGGAAGAUGUGGUCUACAGCGACAGAGAUGGGAAAGCAGCCAUAUGAACAGAAAGCAGCUCUCUUGAGAGUGAAGUACUUUGAGGAGCUUGAAGUCUAUCGGAAGCAAAACCUUGAAGUCUGUCGGAAGAAAAUCCUGGCUAAGAACCAGCAGAAAGGCAAACCUGAGUUGGGAAAAACGGAUACAUCCAGUCCAAAAAAAUAA
Urocitellus parryii (Arctic ground squirrel) is the source of this 585-nucleotide messenger RNA. It is a transcript of the gene Hmgb4, whose product is annotated as high mobility group box 4. The record is from RefSeq and is a predicted model, not a curated record. Lineage: Eukaryota; Metazoa; Chordata; Mammalia; Rodentia; Sciuridae. Gene Ontology annotation, biological process: regulation of transcription by RNA polymerase II.